Messenger RNA from Acomys russatus (golden spiny mouse), 1179 nucleotides. It is a transcript of the gene Rogdi, whose product is annotated as rogdi atypical leucine zipper. Gene Ontology annotation, cellular component: RAVE complex. The transcript is spliced from 11 exons. The record is from RefSeq and is a predicted model, not a curated record. NCBI's taxonomy places the organism in Eukaryota, Metazoa, Chordata, Mammalia, Rodentia, Muridae. Bases 118 to 984 code for a protein of 288 amino acids.
UAAGGCGUAGCCGACUGGGGGCGUGGCUUGCGUCUGAUAUACCUAUCGGUCACGAGGAGGGGAAGGGGCGGGCUUGGCACUACAGACUACAGACAUCAGAGACGGCGCGCGGACAAGAUGAUGGCGACCGCGAUGGCUGCGAACGCUGCGGAGCGGGCAGUACUGGAGGAGGAGUUCCGCUGGUUGCUGCACGCUGAGGUGCACGCCGUGCUCAAACAGCUGCAGGACAUCCUCAAGGAGGCCUCUCUGCGCUUCACUCUCCCAGGCCCCAGCACAGAGGGACCUGCCAAGCAGGAGAACUUUAUCCUGGGCAGCUGUGGCACAGACCAGGUGAAGGGUGUGCUGACUCUACAAGGGGACGCCCUCAGCCAGGCGGAUGUAAACUUGAAGAUGCCUCGAAACAACCAGUUGUUGCACUUCGCCUUCAGGGAGGACAAGCAGUGGAAGCUACAGCAGAUCCAGGAUGCUAGGAACCAUGUGAGCCAAGCUAUUUACCUCCUGACAAACCGGGAUGAGAGCUACCAGUUUAAGACAGGAGCUGAGGUUCUCAAGCUCAUGGACGCUGUGAUGCUGCAACUGACCAGAGCCAGAAACCGGCUCACUACCCCAGCCACCCUCACCCUGCCCGAGAUUGCUGCCAGCGGCCUCACGCGGAUGUUCGCCCCCACUCUACCUUCUGACCUGCUGGUCAACGUCUACAUCAACCUCAACAAGCUGUGCCUCACAGUAUACCAGCUGCACACCCUGCAGCCCACCUCCACCAAGCACUUCCGCCCCGCUGGAGGCGCAGUGCUCCACAGCCCCGGGGCCAUGUUUGAGUGGGGCUCACAGCGCCUGGAGGUGAGCCAUGUACACAAGGUGGAAUGCGUGAUCCCCUGGCUUAACGAUGCCCUGGUGUACUUCACCGUCUCCCUGCAGCUGUGCCAGCAGCUCAAGGAUAAGAUCUCUGUGUUUUCCAGCUACUGGAGCUCCCGGCCCUUCUGAGCAUGUGCCUGCCAGAAUCCUUCUCCCAGGAGGGUAGCCCUGCCUUUUAGUCCCUCUCCCCAACACAUACCCCCUGUAGUGCCUGUGUCACUGCCAGGCACCCCACCCCCACCCCUGAGUUAUUUGUCUGCCUCCUCACCAGCCUGUGACACAUCUGCCCUGCUGGAAGUGACCAUAAGAAGCACCUGGAGAAAG